AUGCCUAGAUUUACCGCAGACCAUAACGUAACUAGACAAAAUGAUCAACAAAAGACCGUGACCAUUAUUGAUGAAACGGCAAUGGUUUCAUCCAUGCAAAAAAAUAAACAGGUGUUUUCACCAAAACAAACGUUCCCACCCGAACCUUAUAUUCAAGUACCGUCACCAAUCUUUCUUAAUAUUGAAGAAUUCAUGCCAAAGAAACCCGGGAAUAAGACCUCAAAUGCUUUCAUUAUUUAUCGAACGGUGUUUGCAAAGGUUCUUACCGGAAAGGAUUUUCAAAAUAAGAUGACCGACGUUUCUAAAUGGGCUUCUAUAUCAUGGAAGAAUGAAAAGGCUGAUGUUAUAUCUGCGUAUAAAAGGUUUGCAAAAGAGAUCCAAACAACCCAUAAGAAACGUUCGCAGGAAGCUUUGAUAUCUCGCAAUCGUCGGUUAAUUGCUGCAAACACCCCAAGGCGGGGAAAUCCAACAAUUUCUCCGAGGCACGAGAUUCCAACUUAUCAACAACAUACAAAUUUGAUUUAUGAACAGGGGAAUAUGAACUUUUCUGAAGCUUUUCAAACGAACCCUUUUACAAUUCUUCAAACCUUUCAAAAUAUUAUUCCGGAACCAUCAGAAGAGGAAUUUCAAGUAAAUGAUCAAUUGAAUUCAAUGAUUACCUUUGAAGAAUUUGGCCAAUCUCCCGUACCUUCUUCAAUUGAGGAAGAAUAUCCUUUGGAGAUAUUAGAUGAGGAUUUUGAGAUUCUUAAUUUAGAAAUUUCUUCUUCUUUUCCAAUGCAACCAAUGUUAAUUUCGUCUCAUUCCGAAUUCCAAGAACUUUAUGAGGGGGGAAUUAAUGAACCAGGUUGGAUUUUAAACUUUAAUUAA
Messenger RNA from Funneliformis geosporum, 867 nucleotides. The record is from the annotation of a GenBank genome assembly. NCBI's taxonomy places the organism in Eukaryota, Fungi, Glomeromycota, Glomeromycetes, Glomerales, Glomeraceae.